Mizuhopecten yessoensis (Yesso scallop) is the source of this 2451-nucleotide messenger RNA. Its product is annotated as galactosylceramide sulfotransferase-like. The record is from RefSeq and is a predicted model, not a curated record. Gene Ontology annotation, biological process: glycolipid biosynthetic process. Gene Ontology annotation, molecular function: galactosylceramide sulfotransferase activity. The transcript has a single exon. Bases 1 to 1143 code for a protein of 380 amino acids. Gene Ontology annotation, cellular component: membrane. Lineage: Eukaryota; Metazoa; Mollusca; Bivalvia; Pectinida; Pectinidae.
AUGACGUCACAGGUUACCACAACAUAUCCACGUGACCACGAAAGUCCUUUCCGUGAAGAACUUCCGGUUCGGAUUAGACAAGUGAAGGCCAUAGCCAUUGGUGACGAACCCAGUGAAUACACUACAUGCACAGAACAAACGCAUGUUAUCUUUAUCAAAGUUCACAAGGCCGGAAGUUCAACAGUUUCUAACAUUCUCCAAAGAUUCGGUACAUUUCGGAAACUAAAUUUUGUUCUACCAAAGAAAACAUUGCACGUGGAAAGAUACAAUUACAUAGGUGAACCUGGAGGUUCUGUUGCCAAUGACAACAUCAUACUCGUCCCCCAGGGUCAACACUACAACAUCCUGUGUAAUCACGUGACCUACAAUAGAACAGCUUUCACUCGCUUGUUCCCAGCCAAACGGUUUUUCUACUUGUCUAUUAUCCGUACACCUCUAGAUCACUUUCUGUCGGUAAUUCGGUAUUACGGAUAUUCAAAUUUUAGCUACAUACAAACUAUUUUAUCUAUCAAGUCUGGUAACCCUCUAUCGGAAUAUCUCAAAUCUCCCGAGGAUUAUGAACCCUACACGCCGUAUAUUUCUUACACCAAUAACAGACAAAGCGUAGAUUUGGGCCUGCCGAUAGAUGUCCUUGGUAACGUCUCGGCAAUACAUGCAUACGUUGACACCAUUCGGCGAGACUUUGAUUUUAUCAUGCUUCUAGAAUACUUUGACGAAUCACUAAUUUAUCUCAAAAGAAAGUUGUGUUGGUCCUAUAAAGAUAUUCUCUACUAUCCUAAAAAUAGCCGAUGGAAUAAUAAUAAAUAUGCAUUAUCCGUCCUGGAUUUAGCUAGGUUAAGAACGUGGAACAGUGCUGAUUACAUUCUGUAUGAGGAAUUACACAGUGAAUUCUGGAGAAAAAUACAAAACGCAGGAGCAGACUUUUAUGACGAAGUUCUACAUUUCAAGCGUAUAACUGAAGCAGUUCGACUGUAUUGCGCCAAUGCGGAUGUCACAAGUGACCUUGAGAUCAAGGGGUCAAGAUGGGAGGCAGACUUUACAGUUACUACCGUAGACUGUCAAAUGCUGGGGCUUGGCGAGCUCCAGUUUCUCGAUAAAAUAUAUUUCGAAAACUACGGUAUUGUUAAAAACAGAAGUGGAUAGAGUCACGUGAUAUUCAACAAGAGUAUUCUCAAUCUGACGUAAAUCAUUUUAAUUUUUAAAUUUCAGUUAUUUUUGGAUGGUCGCGUGCUGUUGGGAAUGUUUAUUCAUUUUCUGAUCAUUUCUCACACAAAUUCAUUGUGGACAAAUGAGAAAAGGCAAGUUCACACCAUCGGUCAAUGAAGACAAACCGCAGAAAUGCCUGACCGUCCUUAAAUGAUCCAUUUGUGCCGGGGGACAUUGAAACGGUCUGUUUUCGUCCUUGACCGUUUACAACUUAUUAAUUCGGAAAAUGUGGUAAUGUUUCUACUUUUUUAUGUAUUAUUGGUAUUGUUAUUAUUGUAUGCAUUUAGAUCGGUAUACCUUCAGUUUAUAAAACUAUAAUAUUUGUAUAAAAAGGACAAUACGAAACUCUGUAAUCUAUAAGAAUAACAAUGUAUCAAUAGUACAAAUUCCGUAUUUGUUCCUCGUCAGUCUCAUGUCUUGCGUAUAGUUUAAGAGAUAUCUACGGAGAGCAAUAUAAACAUAGCCGUAAGGAUAGUCAAUGUCCAUUUAUUACCCUUGUUGUAGGGAACCACGACACUGUUUCUCCGAGAUUAAUCAUGUUUAACGAGGGCGAAAAAAAGAAACAAAAUAGCAUGUUUCCCUUCCACAGGGGCAAUCAAUAUUGUAUUAGGCCGAAAUAAAACAAUAUCAAAUUAGUGAAGACGAUCAUGUUGACGCGCCAUUAAUGUUAUUUGUUUCAGUUUUUUUCGGAUAUUGGUUGUGGAGGCAUUUGUCGAUUUUUCUAGAGAGGCUCCAAAUAAAAGAAAUGUUAUCGGGAAAACUCGAGCGCGUGAGGGGGAUAUGGAGUUUCAUUACCCCGUCGUGUGACCAAUAUCCUGUUACUAUACAACAGUACCGAUUUGAAGGAUGUUUUGAAAACAUAAAAUUAUGGCAAAGCGUUCACUCGUGUGUUCCUUAUUAUUUUAGUAAUCCUCUGUAAUGUUGAACUUUCUUUUAAGUGCACGAGAGCGUGAAUGCAAGGAGUGUGCGUGUGCUUCAAUGUAUGCGAGUGAGUGUGGAGAUGUGCGUUACGUUCUUUCUGUAAAUAGUUCCACUUACCGUUGUAUAUAAUGUAUGUAAUAUAGGCAUGGGAUGGGCCAUUCAGUUAUAGUCAGUGCAGUGGAAACGCAUUUUCGAGAAAGGAUGGAAUGAAAAGGAGAAAGCCACUAAGCACGGGACGUAGAUAAAUGUAGUAAUUCAAACUAUGGAAGCCAUCUUAUGAUGUGUAUAUACAAUUAUUUAUCUUAUAAGGAAAGGGCGUUAAUA